AUGCUUCCGCUACGGUGGUGUGCACCCUUAAUCUGCAGGAAAUUAGUUGUUUUUCGGUUAAUAAGGUCUAUUGGCUCUCAGCAAAGGAAACGACAAAGCGUAAAUGUCACAUUUGCUUGGAAAGACGGAAAUCAAAAAACAGUCCCGGCCAAAAUUGGUGACACCUUUUUGGAUGUAGUUUUAGAUAAUGACGUUGAUAUUGACGGGUUCGGUGCAUGUGAGGGCACCCUAGCCUGUUCAACGUGCCAUCUCAUAUUCCCAAAGGAGCACUACGACAAGUUACGUGAUCCUUUAACUGACGAGGAACAAGAUUUGCUAGAUUUAGCCUACAGCUUAACAGAAACUUCCCGACUUGGUUGUCAAAUCAAAGUGUCAGAAGAUAUGGAUGGUCUAGUUGUAAGCGUUCCAGAGUCUAUUUACGAUGCCCGUGUCACAUAUAUAGAUAGUUAUUCAACAGCGAUAUCAACUUCAGCAAAACUACGCAAGUUAUCUAAACCUCCUUUCAUUAUACCGAAUAAGGCAGAACUCGAAUAUGCGGAUACCAGUACUGCCAAUGAUAAUAAUAAUAAUAAUGACGAUCAAAACAACGUGAUUAAGCCACGUAAAAAUAAAAAUCUUAUUAAACUUAAAAAGUAUAAAAAGCGUCAAUUAAAGAAAAAAUAUUCACGUAAACAAUUACAUGCGAGGAAAUUACUACAACAAAAUGAAGGGAAAACUAGACCAGCUAACCAUGCUCAAGAAGAGGCUUUAAAUUAUUUACGAAUGUGGCACGAUGAUUAUAACAAUUGGAAGUUUAAAACACUUGAACAGUCUUGGUUGAUUAAAAAUGCAUUAAAUAAAAAGAUGCUUCCUUCCUCAGGAUUUAAAAUGUUCAAAAAUUAUAUUAAAAAAUUAGUUGGACGUGCUAGAGAAGAUUUAUUACGUCGAUGUUCAGAGGUAGUAGUAGAUAAUGACACCGUUUCUGAUCCUAAUGAUGAAUCUAAACAAUGUACAAAUGAUACAGAAAUUAACAUGGAAACUUCAGAACAACAUGAUGCUCCUCCUCAUCAUCAUCAGGAAUCAAGUCCUAAAAUGUCUAAAACACGAGCGAGGAAAUUACUAGCAAUUCUGUCAACAGAAUCUGAUUAA
Messenger RNA from Trichobilharzia regenti, 1128 nucleotides. The record is from the annotation of a GenBank genome assembly. NCBI's taxonomy places the organism in Eukaryota, Metazoa, Platyhelminthes, Trematoda, Strigeidida, Schistosomatidae.